GAAAUCCCCUGUUUAAAGAGGAAUGUCCAGUAUGGUAGCAGCCUUCGAGUGGGCUGUUCUCAGAUAGCGCACAAGCCUCGACGCGACGGUUAAACCUAAUACUGUUUACACGGAGGAACCAUGUCCGGUUUAACUGGCUGCCCAGCACUGACAGGCCACUUCAGCACCAGCCCACUGAGUGAAGUAGCCUGCAGGACGUUGUGGACUAAGAUGCAGCCAGAGGAACGCGUCAGACUGCUGAAAUCAGAAGAGAUUAAACAUGAGAAUUUGGUGGAACCAUAUUGUUGCCCGGACUGUGGGAAGAGUUUCAGACAGGAGAAUCAUCUGAAAUCUCACCAACGCACUCACGCUGUGGAGAAGUCAUUCCAGUGCUCAGAGUGUGGGAGGACAUUUAAUCGACAUAGCGGCCUCCAACGACACCAACGCAUUCACACAGGAGAGAAGCCGUUUCAGUGCACAGAGUGUGAAAAGGGUUUUAUUGACAAAGACACUCUGAAAAAACACCAGCGCAUCCAUACAGGAGAGAGGCCGUUUCACUGCUCGGAGUGUGGAAAGAGUUUUAGAGACAGCGAUACUCUCAAAAAACACCAGCGCACUCACACAGGAGAGAAGCCCUACUGCUGUACAUGCUGUGGAAGGAGUUUUAGUAGAUACAGUGGUCUCCAACUACACCAGCGCACUCACACAGGAGAGAAGCCCUAUGUCUGCUCAGACUGUGGGAAGAGUUUUAAUCAACAGACUAAUCUCCAAGUGCAUCAGCGCAUUCACACCGGAGAGAAGCCGUAUCGCUGCUCGCAGUGCGGGAAGAGAUUUAGUGACGGCAGUCAUUUCAGAAAACAUCUGAUUCUUCAUUCAGGAGAGAAACCGUACGCCUGCCCGGAGUGUGGGAAGGGUUUUAAUCAACAUGGUAGUCUCCAACAGCACCAGCGCACUCACACAGGGGAGAAGCCCUAUCACUGUACAGAGUGUAAUAGGAGUUUCAAUCGACCGGGUGUUCUCCGACAACACCAGCGCAUUCACACGGGGGAGAAACCAUAUCAGUGCUCAGAGUGUGGCAAGAGUUUUAAUCACCGGAGUAACUUCCAGCUCCACCAGCGCAUUCACACAGGACAGAAGCCGUAUUACUGCUUAGAGUGUGGGUUGACUUUCAGUCGGCUGGGUGUUCUCCAACAGCACCAGCGUGUGCACACCGGAGAGAGGCCGUAUCUUUGCUCUGAGUGCGGGAAGAGCUUUAACCACCCGAGCAAUUUCCGACUCCACAAGCGCAUUCACACAGGAGAGAAGCCGUAUCUCUGCUCGGAGUGUGGCAUGACAUUUACUCAGCUGUAUAAUUUCCAACAACACCAGCGAGUUCACACCGGAGAGAGGCCGUAUUACUGCUCUGAGUGCGGGAAGAGCUUCAAGUAUUCAAAAAGUUUAAAGAUGCACAAGUGCAUGAAGAGUGAGGAGGACAACUCCGUAACUGUUGUUCUUGAACCUGAUUACUGUGAAGAAGCAGAAGAUCUGGCUCAGAGUAGCAGUCCACACCUUCACGCUCCCACAGAGGAGGGAGAAACACAGGAGCUGGACUAUCUUCUGGAUCCGGAUGAAGUUCUGAGUGAAAGCUGGUAUGUUUGGGAGGUUUCUGCUGAUUGGCCAGUGGACUAUGAUGUGGACUCCUCCUGCUCCUGUUGUGCAUUCUCAGUACGUUCAAAUAGACUUCCAAACACAUUGGGAGUUGGCACCCAAAGGGAUAUGUCAGUACUGAAAACAGGAGAGAUUAAACGUGAGAAUGCGGUCUUCAGAAGCUGUUCCAGUUCUCAGCAACCAUCUUUCAGCACUCUCCAAACCACCACCUCUUCCACACAAACGGAGAAAAGUACUGCCACGGGAUGUUUUAAUCAGCAGAGUGCUUCCCAACUACAUCAUCGCACUUUUACAGAAGAGAAACCACAUCAGUGCUCAGAGUGUGGAAAGCGCUUUACUUAUCAUAGAAGCCUCGAAAGACACAAGCGCACUCACACGGGAGAGAAACCGUAUCAGUGUCCGGACUGCGGGAAGAGUUUUUAUCGAGGGAGUCACCUCCAGACGCACCAGCGUGUUCACACAGGAGAGAAGCCGUAUCACUGCUCGGAGUGCGGGAGGAGUUUUAGUCAUCUGAGAAGUCUCCAAAGACACGAGUGCAUUCAAACAGAGCACAAAUCACAUCAGUGCUUAGACUGCGGGAAGAGUUUUACUCACCUGAGUAAUCUCCAGACACACCAGCGCAUUCACACAGGAGAGAGACCGUAUCAGUGCUCAGAGUGUGGAAAGACUUUUAACGACCACGGUAAUCUCCAGGCACACCAGCGCACUCACAUGGAAGAGAAGCCAUAUUGCUGCUCAGAGUGUGGAAGAGGCUUUACUGUGUACGGGCUUCUCCAAAGGCACCAGCAAAUCCACAGAGGAGAGAAGGAGCAUCACUGUCCAGAGUGUGGCAAAAGCUUCAGUUGUCAGAGAAGCGUCCAGAGACACCAGCUUGUUCACACAGGAGAGAAACCGUAUCAGUGCUCAGAGUGUGGGAAGAGUUUUAAUAACCAGAAUAAUCUCCAGGUGCACCAGCGGAUUCACACCGGAGAAAAGCCAUAUGAGUGUUUGGAGUGUGGCAAGACUUUUAAUAACCAGAAUAAUCUCCAAGUGCACCAGCGCAUUCACACAGGAGAGAAGCCGUAUGUCUGCUUCCAGUGUGGAAAGAGUUUUGGAGAUAGAGGUGCGUUCAAAGCGCACCAGCGCACUCAUUCACUAGAGAAGCCGUACCACUGUUCAGAGUGCGGGAAAGGUUUUAAAGAGAAGGGGACCCUCAAAAGACACCAGCGUAUCCACACAGGAGAGAAACCCUUUUGCUGUUCAGACUGUGGAAAGAGUUUUAGAGACAGAAGUACACUGAACACACACCAGCGCACUCACACUGGAGAGAAACCCUAUCAGUGCUCACAGUGUGGGAAGAGCUUUACUGUGCACAGUAGUCUCCAGCUACACCAGCGCAUUCACACAGGAGAGAAGCCGUAUCACUGCUCAGAGUGUGAGAAGAGCUUCACCUUACAAAGUCAUCUACAGAGACACCAGCAAAUCCACACAGGAGAGAAGCCGUAUCACUGCUCAGUAUGCCGGAAGAACUUCCGGCAUUCAAGUACUUUAAAGAUACAUAAGUGCGCCCCUAUGAGGGAUGGUGAUAAUUCUGUAACUGUGGUUCUUGAACCUGAUUCCAGUGAUGAAGCAGAAGAUCCAGCUUUGAUCAGCAUUCCCACAAAGGUUUUGAAGGAAGAGCACCAUUUAGAAUAGGAAAUCGUCCAACUUAUUCACAUUUAUUUGUUGUGACAAUAAGAGAUCAUGCAUUAACAGGAUGUACGAGCAGAAGUUAAAUUAGGAUUUGGUAGGUGGAGGAGCUCUACUUCUUUCUUUGUUCUCACUGAGAGUUUCUAACAUGAAAUGAUGAAAACAGAGGCACCUGGAACAGCUUGCAAACUGGAAAAAUUGACUUGUUAAACUGUUCACACUAUACCGACGGUUGUCUUGAAUAUGCAGUCACAAAUCCCAAAAAUGAUGAGAUGUACACCAGUACAAGUGCCAUGCAAAAACGUUAUAAAGGUUGGAGUGUAAAGCUGUUUAUGGGUUAUCUGUCAGUGCACAUGAUCGCAUUGAGGAGGGAAAUGGGUUUUAAUAAGACUGUUACUUGGAUUGUUUGUUACAUUCAAUUUCACACUCAUGUUUUAGAUUAAUUUGUGCCGUCACUUGAUUCUUAGUUUUUUUUCCUGCCUUGUACUGCUUUUAUUUAUUGUUUAUAAAUGUUAUUCCUUUAUAUUAUUGAAUUCUUGCAAUCAAUAUGAUUGAACAUGCUCUUGUAAUGCUUAUAAGUGAUUUCUAUUAAAUUCUAUAAUGUUUUGAUUUGAA
This is a messenger RNA of Pygocentrus nattereri (red-bellied piranha), 3909 nucleotides long. Its product is annotated as zinc finger protein 850-like. NCBI's taxonomy places the organism in Eukaryota, Metazoa, Chordata, Actinopteri, Characiformes, Serrasalmidae. The transcript is spliced from 5 exons. The coding region runs from base 121 to 3300 and encodes 1059 amino acids. The record is from RefSeq and is a predicted model, not a curated record.